GGCAUUGGAAUAAACAAACCACAUUUUUAUACGUAUUGAAUUAGUGUAGUUAUUCACAUUUUGUAUUAUUGAGAAUUUAAUCAGAACCGGGAUAUAAAUCUAACUGUGCUGGUAUCCAGGACUUUCAUCAUCAUUAUCACCAUCAUCGUAUAUAUACAUAUACAUAACCAAUGGCUGAAUUUCGUAAAUGUUUUGAAAACUUAGACACAGAGAAACGUGGUGUAAUUACAAUUGAAGAUUUAAAAAAUUAUAUGUAUAAAAUGCAUUAUAAAGAAACAUUCUUACAUAAAUGGAUUGAAUUAUUUGAUCCUGAACAUACAGGAUUUAUUACUUAUGAACAAUAUUGUAAAACACUUGGUUUAAUACCACGUAAACGUACACUUAGUAAAAAUUUAACAGAUUCUACAUUAUUAUCAUCAUCAUCAUCAUUGUCUAUUUCAUCAAAACAAGAUAAUGUCAAUGAAGCAUUCAUUGGUAGUUUUGAUAAAAAUGUAAACGAGACUAAUAUUGUUACAAUCAUUCAACAAUCUGAUUCAAAUGAACCAGAUCAAAAAAUUGAACAAACAAUUAUAACAACAGAACAACAUUCAACUAUUCAUAUACAGAUUGAUCAAACAAUAAAAAAUACAUGUACUUUAAAACAAUCAAAAGUUGAAAUCAAUGAAACAGAACAGCAACAACAACAAAAUGAGUUUCCAAAUCAAUUAAAUAAUCCCAUUCAUCAAAAUAUCAAUAAUGAUAGUACCAAUUUAACAAUGAUAAAUAAUCAAAACAUUAUUACAGUAAAUGAUGAAUAUAUCGAUGAGAAUAUGAUAACAGUGAAGGAAAAUAUUAUUUCACCUAUUAAUAAUGAUAUACUACUUAAAAAUACUGAACAAAUGAUAACUGAUCUAAUUGUUUCUAAUGAAAAUGAGAAUAAAUUUAUUGAAUCAUUAAAACAAAUCGAUAUUGAAAUGAAUAAUGAAUUGAAAUCAUCAAUUGAACAAACACAAUUAUCAAUUACAGAUCCAAUAAAAUCAAUGAGUUCAGAUAAGAAAUCAAUUAAAAAAUCUAAAAAAAAACAAAAAAAUUUAUUAUCAUUAGAGAAAAAUAUAUCUGAUAUCAUUAUGGAUACUAAUCUAUUAUUACCGAUAGAAAAUAUUACAUUAGAUAGUGAACAUAAUGAAUUCAUAAGUAGUAUCAUUACACAAGAUAUAAAUAAUUCUGGGAUAAAUAUUACUGAUGUAACAUAUACUACUACUACUACUACAAGUAGUAUUCAAAAUGAAAUCUCUUCAUUACAAUUCAAUAUCAAUGAUAAUCAAUCAUCUAUAAACAAUGUACUUGAAAUAGAUCCACAAUACAAUAAGGAAUAUAUUGAAAACUCUAUGAAACAUUUAAAGAAAACCCAAAAAUCAAUAAAUAAAGAAAAAGAUCUAAAAGAACAAUAUGAAACAAAUAUUCAACCUUUAAAUUCUUCAUUUAUAUCUGAAUCAGCAGAUAGUGAACACAAUGAACCCAGUGAUAUAACAUUAUCUUCCAUAGAGAUAUCGAUCCAUAAAGAAGAUCCUAUUAGUUUACAUGUUUUACAAUAUGAAAAACCAAUGUCUACAUCUACUCAUCUAUUGAAUGAAUCAAAUCAAUUCACUGAAUGUUGUUUAUCCAAUGAAACUAAUCAAGAAACUGAUUCAGAAUUGGAUCAUGAAAUUAUACAUAAUGAUGAAAUUUCUAAACAAACUAUAGAAAAAUCGAAUAAAAAAUCAAGUAAAAAGAAAGAAACUAUAUAUAACCCAUUAGGACAAACUAUAGAUCAGGAAAUAUUAAUAAAUGAUCCUGUACAUUUUGAAUCAAUAGGCUUGAUCAAUCAACAAUCAAGUCAAUUUAUUACUGAAAGUUUACCAACAUCAGAAUUGUUAAUUAUUCCACAGGAGAUUCAAUCUAUAUCAAAAACACCUCAAGGAAUUAAUGAAGAAGCUGACACUAAUGAUAAUAAUAAUGUUGAACUAUUAUCACCACCAGAAUUAAUUAGUGAUGAGAAAAAUUUUGAGAAAGGAUCAAAAAAAUCUAGAAAAAAACAUGAAAAGAAAAAUUCCGAUAUUGAACAAGACUCAUGUAUAAUUGUUAAUGAAGUAUUACCUGGGGAGAAGAAGAUGAUGAAGAAGAAGAAGAAGGAGAAGAAGAAUACGACAGACUCAAAAAAUGAUCAUUUACAAGAGGUAAACAUGUUUGAUAUGGAGAUGACAUCGGAAUCUAUAAAUAAAGAAUAUAUUAAUCCAUCUGUGAUGUCAUUUUCCGAUCCAACAUUCCUUGAAUUAAACAGUACAAAUUCUCAGUCAGAAUGUUGUAUAGAACAAACAUCUAAUAAACAACAUACAAUUAUUCUAGAAACUAACAAUUCAUCUGAACAAGUUUUAAAUGAAUCACAAAUGAACAUAUCAAAUGAUAAUACUGUUCAUACUGAAAUAACUCAUAUAAGUAGUACAAUUCCAGUAGAUGAUCAUGAUGAAACUUCAGAAUACAUUGAAAAAGUACAAUUCAAUAAUAAUGAUAAUGACACAUUAGUAGAACAAUCAUCUCUAAGAAAAGGAGAUAUAAGUGAAAUGAGUACAGAGUUGACGUUAUGUGAUACAGAAUUAAACAUUGAACAUCAAGAUACUAACAAAAACUCAUUAAAACAAUCAAAAAAGAAACAAAAGAAAACAAAACAGCUAAUUGAAAAGAAUAUAAAAGUUGUUGAGAGUCAUAAAAAUACUACUAAUACUUCUAUUCCUCAGAGUAUAGCAACAACAAUUGAUAUAAAUCGAACUGUAGAUUCCCCUCUAUCCACUGAUAUAAAAAUAACAGAACAAACACAACAACUAAUAAUAUCACUGAGUUCAAAUGAUUUGGUUAGUCAACCUUCAGAUGGAUUCAGUAAAAAAUCAUCAAGUAAUAAAAAAACUAAGAAAGUUAAAAUACAGUCUAAUGUUUCAGAUGAUAAUUACUUUUCAAAGUCUACGUCUACCAUAUUACCGAAUUCUUUGAUACCGGUUAAUGAAGUAAAUAGUACUGAAUAUAGUAAUAGUAGUAGUAGUGGUAGAAACACUAAAAAUAAUUUCACAUCAAUAUCAAUUCCAUUUUGUAAAACAAUUUGUAAAGUUUCUCAUGAUGAAUUACAAAAUUCUCUAAGUCAUAGAAAUACAUCUAACUUGAAAGCAAAGAAUAAAAAACUUCAUUUAACAAAAAAUAACAAAUUAAAGAGUAGUGAAACAAUCGUCCCUAAUCAACUAGAUGACAAAUUGAAUAAUAAAUCUGUAAUUAAUGAAAUAACAAUGGGACAAUCAUCAAAAACAGUUACUGAAGAAGAAACACAAGAAAAUACUAGGAAACGACGUUUUCCUAAGUCUUUCAUAACGCAAGUUGAUCCAAAAUAUAUUCGUUCUGCUCGUUUAGCUGCUAAACGAAGAAAAACUGAUUCAACUAAUAAACCAAAAGAAACAUCAUCAUCAUCAUCUACAGAUAAAAGAAAGACAUCAAUUAAACAGGAAUCUAAGAAAAUAUUGAAAAAAUGGCGUCUACGACCAAGUUUAAGAGAAAAUGGUGUAAUUGUUAUAUUAUUAGCUGGACGACAUCGUGGUAAACGUGUAGUUAGUUUAGGUAGACAAAAAUCAACAGGUCUUUUACUUGUCACUGGACCAUAUUGUUAUAAUGGUUGUCCAUUACGUCGUGUUCAUCCAGAUUAUGUGAUUGCUACUAAAACAAAAAUUGAUUUAAGUAGUGUAAGUUGUUGUUGGUAUUUUAAUUAAUUUGAAAAACGUUUAAUGUUUACUGAAUAAUGAAUGUUUAACUUCAUCCAGCCCUUCCUUCUAUUGAUUAAGGUAUGACGAUGUAUAUUAACUCAAGAAUUACUGCAGUUCUGCGACGGUAGAAGUAAACGGAUUUUUUUGUUUUUUUUCUUUUUGGAGGUGUUAAUGUGACUGGAUUGUAAGACAGGAGGGAGGAAGUGAGAGAGAGAGAGGGAGCAGUUCUGUUGAUCAAUGAUUUUCGGUUAAACGAUUAUAACGAUGAUAGUGAGAUAAAAGCCGAUAAUAAAACUUAAUGAUUAUUGUAAGCAAGUGGAAUCUAGGACGCACGUUUCGUCUUAUUUGAGACUUGUCAGCUGAAUGUACCUACAUCUCAGAAUUGAUAUUCAUUCUGAGAAUCAAAAACAUCACCCCGUUGCACAUGCUGGUGGUUAUAAGGACUCAGUAGCUAAGUGGAUAACGCGAUGGCGUUAGAAGUAAACGGUACUGUGUUUGAGUCCCGGAGUGAACAUCAACUCUGAGAUGCAGGUACAUCCAUCAGACAAGUCCCAAAUAAGAUGAAACACGUAUCCUGGAUCUCACUGCUAGCCACCAUCCAUCUUUGCUUACAAUGCUUGUGAGUUGGGGUAAUAUCGAGACAAUCGUCUCAAGAUACACAUAUGCUAAUAAGAGACUGAUUAAUUGCAGUCUUAAACAUACAAUGCAAAAGUGAAUUAAUGAUUAUUGGUUUAAAAUGUAGUUUCCCGUCCUCUUUCACCUGAUAGCCAAAAUGGAACGCAACCCAAGAACCAGACAACUUCUAAUCAAGGGGUUUUAAUUUAUGAAUCACUUAUAUGAUGAUAUAAAGUACAGUUCUGACCACAAAUUAACACAAUUUAGAAAGUAAAUAUGGGUGUAACUAUGCCGUAAUUGGAAGAGGACUGAGCAAUAGGUCUGUAGUAAAUUAACAAUAACUUAAAAAAGAUAAUUAUCGAGUAUCAGGUGUUGGGUAGAAAGGCAAACAUAAAUAUUUCUCUUCCACUAUGACAUGUUGAUUUUUAGGCAUACAUGGACAGGCACAUAACUACUGUGCAUGGUUCUAUGUCAUUCCAUAAGACGGUAAUUUUUAGUAGUAUUGAGUUUUAAGUCUUUUGGAAACCUGAAUACCAUAGCUUGAUACUCUAGUAAAAUCAUUCACAUUAGUCAAUUACAAAUGAUUGUCUUGAUCAAUAGUGUCGUCGAUCAUUUAUAUAUGGCACGAGUCAGUCGAUUUUGCCCCAUCUUAUUUACUUAAUUUACUGAACUCUUAAUUAUAAACAAUAGAGAUGUGCACUGCAAUCUAUCACUGAAAUAUAUCUUUAAAAACAACGAGAUUAAUUAAAUAAGAAAACGACUAGGGAUCAAUCGAACUAUUGAAGUAUAACAGAGUAGGCUGUCAGUUAAGUCCUAGUGAGAGAGAAAGAUCUUAGGUAUACAUUUCUAUUGGUUCCCAAACUACAACAACACUAUCACAAGUUCUCAUGUUAAAAUAAAUUUAGAUUUUGACUUUCUAAGCUUUAAGUUAUAAGUGUCUGGUUGUGAUCUGGUUGUGAUCUGGUUAUGAUCUGGUUGUGAAGGGGUCUUUAAUCUAAAUCAAUUUAUUGUUUAGUGCAAAAUCUCAGUGACUUAAUAGAAUAUGAAAAUCAUACAUUAAAUACAUCAUUUGCACAGCUUGUUUGUGUUGUCGUUUACAUACUCUAUCAUUUUUCUGAUUCUGUUGUUAUUUUGAUUGCUCUCCGUUUUCUUUCCCUAUUCUCUUCAUUUCAACAUUAUGCUAUUAGACAUUCCACUUCUGAUUGGUUCUAUAUACUACUUAUAUCUGUCAGCAUAAGUAGCAUACACCCAACUAUUACUUUGACUCAUUCUAAUCUUGAUGUUACCUGAUUUUGACUGUACUACCGAAAUGAUGAACAAAUAAUUAUUUAGAAUUAAGAUGUAAUUGUUUUACUAUAGGAUCAUAUGGGUCUCGGUGGUAUUCAAUGAUCUACACAACCCCAUAAUGAUAAUUACCAUAUCCUCACUAAUGAAUAGCUUCCAGAAGAGAUUUCGAGUUUUAUUAAUAAGAUAUGACCAGCGGAGUUCAACUAUGUUGAUUAUGAGAUAGUUAUUUAACUGAAGCUAUUGAAGAUAAUGGCACAAUAUUGUGAAUGGACUGGAGUUAUACAUGUACACUAUUCGAUCCUGGCUCAGUGGUCUAUAGAUAAAGUACUCAUUCAUGAGACUAAAUGUCUUGCAUUCGACCCCCGAAGUUUAGGUCGUGGAUGCUCACUGUUAUUGUGUUCCAUGCUACAGGGGAACAGAUGUCUAAUACUUUCAAACUUUUAAUGAUUUAUUUAAUUGAACACAUAAACAUUGGUACAUGGGUAUAUCAAAUACAUAUGCUUCACACAAUAGCAUUGAGGCCAGUAGUAGUUAUCAUUGAUUUGUAAGGGGGCUGUGUUACUAACCGGGUGCCGAAAAUCAAAGCAAGUGGCUUACUUACGGGGGCCACUCCACGAGCCUUUGACCUAAGGGCCUAAUCCACAAGGUAGUGGAGCAAGGUAAGUAGAUGCAGUCCUAUGGUAGACAGUGACCAACAUUUGGUUCACACGCCAUUUGUUCCCUCACGGUCCUACACCCCAUGUUCGCCUUUAGUUUGGAAUCAGGGUUUCCUAACUCCUAUGGGUUGGUCUUCCGUACCCAUCAACCCGGUUAAGAUGCCGGACAUUUGCUGUUUGUCCUCUGAAUUUUGUAGACAACACUGAGUUCUCGAUAAGACAAUGAGUAUGACUUCCCUCUUAGUGGUUGUAUACGUGUGACCAUGUGAAAGGAUUUGAAUAGGAGGAGUGGAAUCUCUCCACCUUUGACCGUACUAAAGCAGUUGAGGGGGGGGGGCUAAUUAAGAUCAGUUCAUGAUUUCAAUCACAUAGAAUUUGGUUUGACUUUAGAUUGUAAUUAUUUGAUAAUUAAAUAUUCCAAGAGUAUCCCCCUAGUUUUAAUGGUUAUAGUGUUUAUUUUUCCUUCCAUAUUUCUCUUUCAUCAUCACAGUUAUCACUUCCUGAAAGAAUUCACACUAAAAAAUAUUUCACUAGAACUACCAAAUGUAAAAGUUUCAAAACAAAACAUAAUCAUAAUCAUUUUGAUGAGAUUCUUGAACAUGGUAUUAAUACUGAAAGAUCAGCUUAUAAACCAAAUGAUGAAAGGAAAACUGAUCAAAUCUAUAUAGAUAAUGAAGUGAGAAAGGCGAUCAAAUCUCAUACAGAUUCCAAGUUACUAAUUGGCUAUUUGAAAUCAUUAUUCUCAAUUGGAAAACAUGAUAAACCACAUGAAAUGUUGUUCUAGUAAAAUGUUAACACAUUCAUUCAAUCAUAUACAUAUAUAUAUAUACAACAUUCAGAUAAACAAUAAUACACAUAGAAACGAAUAAACUACACAAAUUGACCUUCCUAAAACAUACUAACUCCUCUUUACUAUACUACUACUACUACUACCACUACUGCUACUAAGAACUACAGAUACAACACUCAUUAUAAAUGAAGCAUUUCAACAUGCAACUUAAAUGUAAUUCAUCUCUUUUAAUUGCCACUCUUUUGAAUGUACUUUUUCUUGAGUCUUUUCUUUUCUCUGAAUAAAAUUCAGAACAAAUAAUAAAUAAUGAUUAACUGUUCAAUGUUUAGAAAAAUCAUAUUCUUAGGUUGUUUUUGUCUUGUUACCUUUUGAUGUUAUUUUCUUGUCGUAAACUUGUGUCUUUUUGUUUCUUUUUUGUCUUCCUUUAUCUGUGUCUAUUUUUCAAAUGUAUUCACUUCACGUUUUUUUGUUUCUAAACCAAAAUAAAUCUCAUUUCUGGAUUGAAAUUUAGUACUUUUCAUGAAGUGGAAUGUUCUUGGUCUGUAAAAUUCAUGCAACAUAAUAAUACUACUUAAUACGAAAUGAGUAACUUAAUUUCAAUGUUCAAAUUAUCACGUUUCAGAAACUUUCCUAGUCAAGUUGAGCGAUUAUUUGAUUGGAGCUUGCGUGCAUGGAUUCUAAAGUAUUAAGGUUUCGUUUUACCAGGAGAUAUACAAGGAGAAAGAUAUGAAUGAAGUGGAU
Schistosoma haematobium is the source of this 7847-nucleotide messenger RNA. Its product is annotated as 60S ribosomal protein L6. NCBI's taxonomy places the organism in Eukaryota, Metazoa, Platyhelminthes, Trematoda, Strigeidida, Schistosomatidae. The record is from RefSeq and is a predicted model, not a curated record. Gene Ontology annotation, cellular component: cytosolic large ribosomal subunit; ribosome. Gene Ontology annotation, biological process: cytoplasmic translation; ribosomal large subunit assembly. Bases 171 to 3764 code for a protein of 1197 amino acids. The transcript has 3 exons. Gene Ontology annotation, molecular function: structural constituent of ribosome; RNA binding; calcium ion binding.